This is a messenger RNA of Talaromyces amestolkiae, 1872 nucleotides long. RefSeq lists its product as uncharacterized. The record is from RefSeq and is a predicted model, not a curated record. The coding region runs from base 1 to 1872 and encodes 623 amino acids. Gene Ontology annotation, molecular function: heme binding; monooxygenase activity; iron ion binding. The transcript has 6 exons. Lineage: Eukaryota; Fungi; Ascomycota; Eurotiomycetes; Eurotiales; Trichocomaceae.
AUGCACCAGCGCUAUGGUGACAUCGUCCGUCUCGCACCCGACGAGCUCUCUUUCUCCCAUCCCGAUGCGUGGGAGCACAUUAUGGGCCACAAGAAAGCCGGUCAGGAGGAAAUGGGAAAAGCGCCAUGGUUCUACCGCACGUUCAAAGGCGAGAAAUUGAGUAUUGUCAAUGAGGACCGUGAGCAGCACGCACGUCUACGUCGACCAAUGGCCCAUGGAUUUUCCGAACAAACUGUGCGAGAUCAGGGACCGAUAAUCCGAGGUUAUGUGGAUCUCUUUUGUCAGAAACUGCGAGAAGUUUCCGCAAAAAGUCAAUUGGUUGUUCUUUCCGACUGGUUUUCCUAUGUCGCUUUUGACAUCGUCGCUGAUCUAUCAUUCGGCGAACCUUUCGGCUGCUUGAAAGAGGGGAAGGAAGACGAAUGGCUCACGACGAUGUCAAACCUGGGAACGACAGCUAUCUUGUUUCAGGUUCUGGGCUUUUUCCCAUGGCUGAAGAGCCUUCUCCUCAUGAUAUUCUCCAAGAAAAUGAAAAAAUUCCGUGACGCACAUCUCAGCAGCAGCAAGGAAAAGAUGCAGCGACGAAUGAAUCUACAAGGAACACGUCCUGACUUCGUACAUGGCCUCAUGCAAAAGAGGGAAGAAUUGAAUCUAAGCAUCGACGACCUCACUGCCAAUGCUCAGCUGUUUAUCGGCGCCGGUGCUGAAAGUACUGCGACAUUGCUUAUGGGCAUGGCCUACCUCCUUUUGAAACACGAGAGUGUUUACGAAAAAGUAAAGGAGGAGAUCCGGUCAACCUUUGACAAGGCGGAUGAAAUCACCCUCGCUAGUGUCGCUCAGCUAUCUUACUUGAAUGCCUGCAUCAAUGAAACCCUGCGAGUGUAUUCUCCCGCUGGCAACGGACUCCCGCGCAUGGUCCCCAAGGGAGGAGGAUAUAUACUUGGAGAAUUUGUACCUGAGAAUACCACUGUGGCAGUCCACCACUGGGCGCUAUAUCAUCGCGAGAAAUACUUCGCUGACCCACACGCUUUCCGCCCAGAGCGCUUCCUCGGUGAUCCCGAGUUUUCUAAGGACCAGCCAAAGGCUUUGCAGCCUUUCCACGUUGGCCCACGAAACUGUAUGGGUCAAACUCUGGUCUACGGCGAAACGCGAUUGGUCUUCGCUCUCCUAAUCUUCAAUUUCGACCUGAAGCUCGCGGACGAAUGCCGAAAUUGGAUGGAACAGCGACAUUGGCUCAUGUGGGAGAAAUCCCCCUUGAUGGUUCAUCUGACGCCCCGGCAAACGGUGUCGGGACAGGUUAUGAUGCGGGCAACGUACAAGCAUGACCACCCUCUCUGCAGAACAGGCUCUGCGCAUCCUCAAGCACCACCGCUACACCUCCAUUUCAAUCAAUCCGAGACUUUUGAAGUCCUCCAAGGUAAAGUCGCGACUGUUGAAGGAUGGUCAGUGACCAAGCGCGUCUGGACUGCGGAGGAUGGGCAGCACGAGAUCAAGCCAUGGGUUCCUCAUUCCUUCGAGCCCGUCCCGGACAGCGCUGAAGAUACCGUCAUGCUGGUCUGGGCGCAUCCAGAUGAUGUGGAUGAGAUGAUGGAUCGGGUGUUUUUUAAGAAUCUACUCAUGUAUGUCAGUGACGUGCAUGAGAAGAAGGUUGCGCUGAAUCCGUUUCAGAUCAUGUUGACGCAGCACGUUUCGGCUACGGCUCUUGUGUGGUUUCCCACUGCAACGUGGCUGGGUCCGCUGCGCUGGUGGGUGCCCUGGAAGGUGCAGGCGGCUUUUGCCUUGGCGGGCAGGUUACUGGGACUCACGCCGACGAUGAAGAAGUAUACUUCUGAAGAGGAACUUGCAGCAUUUCAGAAGGGAAGUAAAAGUCUCUAA